AUGACGCUUGUCUCUGAUCAAGUGCGGCGGCUUGACGCCUACCUGGACCGUCUGCCAGUUCUAUCCGAGGCAACUUCCGAAGAUGAACGCUCAGAGACUGAAGAGCAUGGUUUUGUUGUGGCUAAUGCCUUCUCAACUCCGCGUCUCGAUCACUUGCUUCGCACCAUUCAGUCACUGAGUACUACCUCGUCCUCGCAACCUCUUCUACCGGCUUGGCGUAUCAGAGAUCUCCUUACCUCAUCUGAAAUCCCUGCCCCUGCAAAUCUCUCAGUGAAGGAAACUCAAUCUGAUGACGCCAAGAGUCCUUACGAAAAUGAGCUGGAGUGGCUUCUCGUGAGCAAAGCCACCAUUCAACUCCAUGGUGUUAUCCUCAACACACUCCUAGAUCAAAUCGUCCCCCUUAAUGAUGAUGUUUGGUACUGGGAUGAAGUCUUGGGGACCUAUUCCUACAGUAGUCUCUAUGCUGUUCAGACGUCUCCUCUAAGGGUCUGGGCUUGGUCCCAAGAAGUCUACACUACUACCAAGUUACGGGUUCAGGCAGGUUCUCUUCACCAUGCCCCGGGCGAACUCGUCGAUUCUACAACAGAAAACAUUUCGCUACAGUGGUCUCAAUUCUAUGGUAUCGUGCAAGACAGUAUUCGGGAACGGUCAAUCGCCAAUAUUCAACGCAGAGUUCUGUCACCGGUUGCUUUGUCUCGCUCAGAGGCUCGACGCAAGCAGGCGCAGCUGAAGAAACUGCGGGAAAUCACAGCCAGUGGUCUUGGUGUAUUGAUGGAUGAAGGUCUCCAAUUUGGGCUUGAUGACGAUAAAGCUGAUCUUCAGGACCACCACGAUCUUAAGGGUGUCGUCGAGCGCAGUGUUGCACUCAUCGAUAUGGUUCUGAAAGAAGUCUCUACUCUAGAUGUUAACAUCAGCGAUUUUGAGGACAAGGUUUUUGCUGGAGUCGAGGAGGAUCCUGAGCUCUCCGUUCACAUGGACGGUAACACCACCACGGAUCGACCAGCUAUCCUGGCUCGACGACUACUCACCAUUAUUGAUAAGUCUCUUCCUGAGCACCUCACUGCUAUGCAUGCAUUGGCGAGAGAGAACGGUCGACCCAGUGCUCUCGUUCGUUACUGGCUCCCUACCAUUAUUGGUCUUCUUUCUUCAACAACUGUCCUACGUAUUUUGGUUAACCGAAAAGCUGAUAUUAUUGAAUGGUUCGUUGGAUUCGGCGCUACUAUCCGGGAUUUCUGGUUUAACUGGGUCAUCGAACCGACUUCGAAGAUUAUUUCAACUAUUCGACACGACAAGACCAGCGAAAUUGCAAUCAUGAGCAGGGAUAGCCUCAAGGCCGACCGCGAGAGCCUUGAGCGUAUGGUAGUUGACUUUGCGCUCGAUAAGCCGCACUUCGCCACGGAAGCUGGAAGCACUCUGACUGAUAUUCAAGUGGAUGAUAUCCGACACAAGGUUGCUGAAGGCGAUGUUACUCCUGUGCUGCGAGCUUUCGAGAAAGAUCUCCGAAGUCCUUUCAUGGGUACGAUCCGUGGAGAUCUCGUGCGGUCCCUCCUUAUCCAGGUCCAGAAGACAAAGGUUGACCUCGAGGUUGCCAUGACUGGUAUUGACUCUCUUCUCAAGAGCCAAGAACUUGUUUUCGGUUUCGUUGGUCUUACUCCCGGUGUUCUCGUCUCGUAUAGCCUGUUCCAAUACCUCCGUGGCGUCUUUGGUGGACGAUCUGGACAGCGUCAAACCCAUAAGGCUGGCAAGGCCAUCCGUGUUCUCCGCAAUGUGGACCGCAUUCUAUCUGAGGCCCGACCUACAGAGACUAAUCUUCUCUCGUACAAGGAUCACGGUCUCUUGCUCGCUGAAGUCCACAUUCUCAGAAACCUUGUCGACAAGCUCAUGCCUCGUGAGAUUGGCAGGGAGUUCCUCGAGGAUCUUGACGACCUAUCGAAUAUGAAGGGUAUCCAGCUGCAGACCAGGGCACUGGAGCGUAUCAGAUGGGCCUACGCUAGGUGGCUUCAUUAA
This is a messenger RNA of Fusarium coffeatum, 2007 nucleotides long. RefSeq lists its product as uncharacterized. Gene Ontology annotation, cellular component: mitochondrial outer membrane. Lineage: Eukaryota; Fungi; Ascomycota; Sordariomycetes; Hypocreales; Nectriaceae. The transcript has 2 exons. Bases 1 to 2007 code for a protein of 668 amino acids. The record is from RefSeq and is a predicted model, not a curated record.